AUGCAGCCAGCAUCAGUAGUUGUAUCGCUCACAUUUCUCGUAACUAUAGUUUGCGGGUUUGUCCUCCCAGAUUUUAACCUUGUCUUACAAGGUGUCACUAAGCUUUUGUCAGGAAAGUACCACGAAACUGCGCCAACAGAACCCACAUUUGAGGAAUAUAAAGCAAACUUGAUCAAUCUCAAUAAAGUAGUUCCCCACCAUUAUGUUGUUAUCUUCAAGGAAGACUUAUCGCAAAGUCAAGUAGAACAAUACACACAAUGGUUGCAAGUGGAAUACAACAACAUGUUAACCAUUGCGGAAGCUGCUCCAAGAGGAGUGCAGGUUUUGAAAAAGCUUGAAUUUUUCAAUGUUGAAGGUUUAUUUAGAGGCUUUACUGGAUUUUUUACCGCUGAAGUCAUUUCGAAAAUCAAGAACGAUCCCCAUGUCAAGUUGGUUGAACAAGAUGCUAUUUUUAAAACUAAUGAGUUUGAUAUCCAAAAAGACGCUCCUUGGGGUAUAUCCAGAAUUAGUCACCGUGAGGGUGGAGACGAAAGAAAGUACUUUCACGACAAUGAAGGCGGUAAAGGUGUGACCGCAUACGUGAUUGAUACGGGUAUCAAAGUGGAACAUGAAGAGUUUGAAGGUAGAGCACAAUGGGGUGAUGCUAUUGCAUUCCCAAAGAUCAAGAUCGACGGUCAUGGACAUGGAACCCAUUGCGCGGGAAUAAUUGGGGCCAAGACUUACGGUAUUGCUAAGCAAGUUGGCUUGGUUGCAGUUGGUGUCAUGAACCUAUUGGGCUCUGGAACCACGUCAGAUAUCAUCAAGGGUGUUGAGUACGUUGUUCAGAGCCACCAAGAGGAUGUAAAGAGCAGAAAGAAGGGCUUUAAAGGAUCGGUGGUGAAUAUGUCCAUUGGAGGAGGAGUCUCAGAAGCAUUAGAUUUGGCUGUUAAUGCUGCUGUUAAAGCUGGUUUACACGUUGCCGUUGCUGCUGGUAACGAUGAUGCAGAUGCUUGUCAAUACUCACCUGCUAGAGCAGUCGGUCCAAUCACUGUUGGUGCUUCAAAUAUUGGAGAUGCGAAAGCCUCGUUUUCGAACUGGGGAGAAUGUGUUGAUGUGUUCGCACCAGGAGAAGCAAUUGAAAGUACCUUUAUCUGGUCUGAUUCAGCUGAGAUGUCGGGAACUUCGAUGGCCAGCCCCCAUAUUGCUGGAUUGUUGAGCUAUUUCUUGUCAUUGCAACCAGAACAAAGCUCUGAAUACUUCACUGGAUUGAUCGAGCCUGCUGCCUUAAAGACAAAGUUGAUCAAGUACGGUACAAAAGGUGUUUUGAUAGGAUUAGACGCUGCAACUCCAAACAUUUUGGCUUACAAUGGAGCUGGUGGUAACUUAACAGACUUCUGGAAUAUUUAG
Molecule: messenger RNA, 1386 nt
Organism: Lodderomyces orthopsilosis Co 90-125
Lineage: Eukaryota; Fungi; Ascomycota; Pichiomycetes; Serinales; Debaryomycetaceae
Gene: PRB1
Product: Prb1p
Exons: 1
Coding region: 1-1386 (461 amino acids)
Biological process (GO): proteolysis
Molecular function (GO): serine-type endopeptidase activity
Source: RefSeq, a predicted model, not a curated record